Fonticula alba is the source of this 1254-nucleotide messenger RNA. RefSeq names its product thioredoxin reductase. Gene Ontology annotation, cellular component: cytoplasm. Gene Ontology annotation, biological process: removal of superoxide radicals. The transcript has 5 exons. Gene Ontology annotation, molecular function: thioredoxin-disulfide reductase (NADPH) activity. The record is from RefSeq and is a predicted model, not a curated record. The coding region runs from base 62 to 1051 and encodes 329 amino acids. NCBI's taxonomy places the organism in Eukaryota, Rotosphaerida, Fonticulaceae.
CCCCCUCCCCCCUGACCAGAUCCGUGUUUGCCCUUCGCCAAACACCCCUCAGAAUCCAACAAUGACCAGCCGCAUCGAGGACCGCUCCACUGUCCAUAAGGUUGCCAUCAUUGGCUCUGGCCCGGCCGGCCACACCGCUGCCAUCUACACCUCGCGCGCCAACCUGGAGCCCAUCAUGUUUGAGGGCCUCAUGGCUGCCGGCGUCAGCGCCGGUGGCCAGCUGACCACCACCACUGACGUGGAGAACUUCCCCGGCUUCCCCGGCGGCAUUAUGGGCCCUGUGCUGAUGGAUCGUCUGCGCGAGCAGUCUGCCUCCUUCGGCACCGAGAUCAUCACCGACACCGUCUCCAAGGUCGACCUCUCCGCCCGGCCCUUCAAGAUCUGGCCCGAGUACGACGAGAACCAGGAGCCGAUUCUGGCCGAGACGGUCAUCAUCGCCACCGGUGCCACCGCCAAGCGCCUGAACAUCCCCGGCGAGGAUACCCUCUGGAUGAACGGCAUUUCCGCCUGCGCGGUCUGCGACGGCGCCCUUCCCCUCUUCCGCAACCAGCCCCUGGCUGUCGUUGGCGGUGGCGACUCCGCCGUUGAGGAGGCCCUUUUCCUGACCAAGUACGCCUCCAAGGUGUACGUCCUGGUCCGCCGUGAUGCCCUGCGCGCGUCCAAGAUCAUGGCCGACCGCCUGGCCGCUCACCCCAAGGUGGAGAUCAUGUGGAACUCCGCCGCCGAGUCCGCUCACGGCGAGGGCACCCUCAAGUCCAUCACCGUGGUCAGCACCAUCAACCCCGAGGAGAAGUCCACCCUGGAGGUGGCCGGCCUCUUCUACGCCAUUGGCCACAUCCCGAACACCGCCUUCCUUGAGGGGCAGCUGCCGGUCGACUCGGACGGCUACCUGCUGGUUACCCCGGGCUCCACCACCACCAGCAUUCCGGGUGUCUUCGCUUGCGGUGAUGUCGCCGACAAGAAGUACCGCCAGGCCAUCACCGCCGCCGGGACUGGCUGCAUGGCUGCCCUGGAGGCCGAGCGCUUCCUCGAGGCCAACACCUCCCAUUAAUUUCCUUGAGCCCUCCUCUCCUCCCCUGAGGGCAUAUUGUGCUUCCCCCAGUCAAUUCAUCGUCCAUGCGUGCUUGAUCCAUCCGGAUAUUCUCUCGGGCCUCGGGGGGGGGAAGACAUUGGCCUCCUUCCUCCCGGCCUCCCGGCCUCCCCCCUGAUGUCCUCCCGAGAGAGCAUGUGAAAUAAAACACAAUACGCUCGAGA